Messenger RNA from Debaryomyces hansenii CBS767, 1419 nucleotides. It is a transcript of the gene UGA1, whose product is annotated as 4-aminobutyrate transaminase. Gene Ontology annotation, cellular component: mitochondrion. The record is from RefSeq and is a predicted model, not a curated record. The transcript has a single exon. The coding region runs from base 1 to 1419 and encodes 472 amino acids. Gene Ontology annotation, molecular function: pyridoxal phosphate binding. Gene Ontology annotation, biological process: GABA catabolic process. Lineage: Eukaryota; Fungi; Ascomycota; Pichiomycetes; Serinales; Debaryomycetaceae.
AUGUCCAUUUGUGAGAAAUAUUUCCCAGACGAACCAGACAAACCAGUUGUUAAGACUUCAUCAUUCCCAGGGCCGCAAUCCCAGGAGGGCAUCAAGUCAUUGAAUAAGGUGUUUGAUAGUAGACCAACAUACUUCAUAACCGACUACGAAAAGUCUAUUGGUAACUACAUUGUCGAUGCUGACGGUAACACAUAUUUGGAUGUUUACGCCCAAAUUGCAUCCAUUGGGUUGGGCUACAACAACCCGGCCUUAAUCAAGGCGGCCAAGUCCGAUAAGAUGAUCAGAGCGAUUGUGGAUCGUCCAGCGCUUGGUAACUUUCCAGGCAAAGACACGGCCGAAAUUAUCGGUGACUUGUUGAAGGUGGCUCCAAAGGGUCAAGAUAAGAUUUGGUCGGGUUUAUCAGGCGCCGAUGCCAACGAAUUGGCAUUCAAGGCAGCAUUUAUGUGGUACCAGGGCAAGAAAAGGGGCUUUAACACUCCUUUUACUGCUGAAGAAAACGAAUCGGUCAUGAAGAACGAGCUGCCUGGUAGUCCAGACUUGGCCAUUCUUUCGUUCAAGAAAGCGUUCCAUGGUAGAUUGUUUGCCAGUGGAUCGACCACCUGCUCAAAGCCAAUCCACAAGUUAGACUUCCCUGCAUUCAAAUGGCCAAAAGCUGAGUACCCAUCGUACAAGUACCCAUUAGAUAAGCACGUUGAAGAAAAUAAAAAGGAAGACCAGCGUUGUCUCCAAAUCGUCGACGAAAUCCUCUCCACUAAUAAGGUCCCAAUUGCCGCGUUGCUUAUUGAGCCUAUUCAAUCCGAAGGUGGUGACAACCACGGCUCAAACGAGUUUUUCCAAGGCUUGAGAGACUUAACCUUAAAAUACGGCGCCUUAAUGAUCGUCGACGAAGUCCAAACUGGUGUUGGUGCUACGGGUAAAUUCUGGUGCCAUGAACAUUUCAACUUGUCUCCACCUCCAGACAUGGUCACCUUCUCCAAGAAGUUCCAAUCGGCCGGUUACUACUUCCAUGACCCAGAAAUCGUCCCAAGCAUUUCAUACCGUCAAUUCAGCACCUGGUGUGGUGAUCCAGCCAGAAUGAUCUUGGCUGGUGCCAUCUGUGACGAAGUCGUUAAGAAUGAUUUGCCAGCAAAGGCGCAAAAGGUCGGUAGCUACUUGUUCUCCAAAUUGGAAGCUUUACAAGCCAAAUACCCACAAUAUCUCCUCAACUUGAGAGGUAAGGACAGAGCUACCUUCAUUGCCUGGUCCUUCGACACGGGUGCUGUUCGUGAUCAAUUCUUAAAGGAUAUGAAGUCUGUUGGUGUCAACAUGGGUGGGUGUUCUGAGACCUCGGUUAGAUUAAGACCAACCUUGGUGUUCGAAGAGAAGCACGCAGACAUCUUUGUUGCCGGUGUUGAAAAGGUUUUAUCUAGCUACAAAUAA